Molecule: messenger RNA, 749 nt
Organism: Zootoca vivipara (common lizard)
Lineage: Eukaryota; Metazoa; Chordata; Lepidosauria; Squamata; Lacertidae
Product: histone H3
Cellular component (GO): nucleosome
Molecular function (GO): DNA binding; structural constituent of chromatin; protein heterodimerization activity
Source: RefSeq, a predicted model, not a curated record
UUUGUUGGGGACUUGUGUCGUUUUGGGUUGUUUUUUAUUCUUCUUUUGGGAACAAUGGCCCGCACGAAGCAGACGGCUCGCAAGUCCACUGGCGGGAAGGCGCCUCGCAAGCAGCUGGCGACCAAAGCCGCCCGGAAGAGCGCCCCGGCCACCGGCGGAGUGAAGAAGCCUCACCGCUACCGGCCGGGCACCGUGGCGCUGCGCGAGAUCCGCCGCUACCAGAAGUCGACGGAGUUGCUGAUUCGCAAGCUGCCUUUCCAGCGCCUGGUGCGCGAGAUCGCGCAGGACUUCAAGACGGACCUGCGCUUCCAGAGCUCGGCCGUGAUGGCUCUGCAGGAGGCGAGCGAGGCUUACCUGGUGGGCCUGUUCGAGGACACCAACCUGUGCGCCAUCCACGCCAAGCGCGUCACUAUCAUGCCCAAGGACAUCCAGCUCGCCAGGCGCAUCCGCGGAGAGAGGGCCUGAGAAGGGCUCGCCCGCCCUCACUCCUGCGUCCCCAGGACACGAACCACAAAGGCUCUUUUAAGAGCCACCACAUGGUCUUAGAAAAGAGCUCGCACGAUGCUAAAUUACCUCUUGCAGCUGACGCUGCCCAAUUAAUCUGCGGGUUUUCUAAUUGUCUUUAGUAACUAUGCACUAACUACGUUGAAAAACUGCAUUUAAAAGUUCUAUGUUAAGCCUUUUUUAAACUUCAGGGUAGAUACCUCAUUUAUUUCCUGCUGAGAGGAGAAAAUUUAUCCUUGGAACUU